AGAGCCGCUACAUUCACAAAACCGGCUCCACGCGCCGCAGCCGGGCCCGCCCCUCCGCGGGCUGGCUCCGCCCCGAAGGAGGGCUCUCUCUUCCCCCGCUUGGAGCGCCUUCGCCCUCCCGUAGACGGAGCUUCAGCCGCGGGUGCUGCUUUGCCUCUCCGGCCCCUGCCUGGAAGCGCCCGUCCGAGCCGCAGGAGUCCGCCACCCUGGAGCUGCGUCGAGGAUCUUCUGAUGUUCCCUGUUGACACGAGCCUCCCUCCUUUCCCAGGAUGCCCUUCUCAUCCAGCGCAGCUGAGCAUAGCCCUGAGGAGACCGUGGACCCGGUGGCCGAGGACUUCCAGCAGGUCCUCUCAAUCGACCAGAUCCGCGCCAUCCGGGCAAGCAACGACUACGUGGAAAGGCCUGCCUCCUCCUGCAAGCAAGCUCACUCCAUCCCGUCCCCAUCCAAGCACGAGAUAGCUCAGGAGUGCCUGGUGUCUUCCGUCUUCCACGACCUGCAUCACAGCCAGGCCCACCAAGGGCUGCCUCUCCAGCCACCGCUGAGCCAUUCCAGUACCGCCAGCUCCCUCUCCCACAGCACAGCCGCCUCGGAGCAGAGGCUCCUGGGAGGGCUCACACCGUCUCAUUCUGGGCACUCGCUCAUCCGGAUGCAGCCCCGGGCCGCUGACCUGAAGCCCGAGGAGCUGCCGAAAGGGGCGGCGGAGAAAGCACCCCCCUUCCAUUCGGGCCACCUCUUCAUCUGCGAGGAAUGUGGCCGCUGCAAAUGUAUCCGCUGUGCUGCCGCCCGCAGCCUGCCCUCCUGUUGGCUUUGCAACCAGCGCUGCCUCUGCUCGCCAGAGAAGAUCAUUGACUACGGGACCUGCCUCUGCUGUGUCAAGGGCAUCUUCUACCACUGCUCCUCGGACGACGAGGACACCUCGGCGGAUGACCCCUGCUCCUGUGGCCCAGGCUCCUGCUGCGCCCGCUGGGUGGCCAUGAGCUUCCUCUCUGUGCUCAUGCCUUGUCUGUGCUGCUACUUUCCUACCUUGGGGUGCCUCAAACUUUGCGAGUGGGGCUAUGAUGCCCUCAAACGGCCUGGCUGCCGCUGCCAGAACCACACCAACACGGUCUGUAGGAAGAUCUCCUCCUCGGCCAGCGGAGCCACGUUCCCCAAGACUUUGGACAAGCCCGUAUGACUUCCCUCCAGGGUGGGGAGUUAGCUUUCCUUCGGUCGUCUUCUCUCUCUCGGCUUCCCCUGCUGAACGCCUCCGCCUGGAACCGAGCAAAGAGGAUUGACCGGUUGGGCGUAGAAGCCUCCGCCCCCACUUUGGGAUGUUGAUGCUUGUUCCGUGAUGGAGACCUCUCUGUCUUUGGGUCUGAGAUGAGCUUCAAGGGCUUUGCACAUUUCAACAGUGGCUAAGGACAGGUAGAAGCCAAGGCCUGCACUAAAUGUCACGGUCACAGGUGGGGGUGGGCAACUCAAGAUUCUGAUGUCCACAAUGCCUUAGUUGUUCUUUGGUGGUGGGUUUCCUAAACAAGGAUAUUGCACACCCAAGCACUACAGUAACCCUAGGGAUCAUGCACAUUUUCUGACCCGUUUCUUUCUCUCUCUGUCUCUCUCCUGCUCCAACAGCUUAUAUUCUCCUCUUUCUGCCACGCACAAUUGCAGAGGGGGAGAGAAGCUACUGAACAGUAGCCAACCAAAGGUAGACAGUAAAUCUGGGUGCAAAAAAAGGGGAGGCCAGAUCAAAGCUGGGUGCACACCUGGCCGUUCGUUUGGAAAGAUGCACAUCUGUGGAAAGUUGAUUGCUGCCCCCACCCCACCCUCAAAGGGGGAGAAGCCAAAUAGGUCACGGGUGCUCUUAUACUGGUCAAAGUAAAGCCUCUUUACCGGUUCUCGUAGAGGAGUAAGAAUCUAAAUUGGGACUCACUGUAGCAAUGAGGUGGUGGGUGGGGCUUUUUGCACAAUCUGUUAGUUGUUUGUUUGGUUUUUUUGGCUGAAAAUGAGAUAUGGACUUAAGUACAAUCCCACCAAACGUGAUGGGCUACUGGAUUGCAGAAUUUGCCCCUGUGGAUCUAUCCAAGGCUAGAUCGGACUAGUAUGCAAUGGCUUUAGUUGGUGAGAAAUCACCUUGUAAUAAAUGAUUAAUAAAUCUGUUCAUUCGUUCACCUCCA
Hemicordylus capensis (graceful crag lizard) is the source of this 2154-nucleotide messenger RNA. RefSeq names its product sprouty RTK signaling antagonist 3 (gene SPRY3). Gene Ontology annotation, cellular component: cytosol; membrane. The coding region runs from base 270 to 1175 and encodes 301 amino acids. The record is from RefSeq and is a predicted model, not a curated record. Gene Ontology annotation, biological process: negative regulation of Ras protein signal transduction; multicellular organism development; negative regulation of fibroblast growth factor receptor signaling pathway. The transcript is spliced from 2 exons. NCBI's taxonomy places the organism in Eukaryota, Metazoa, Chordata, Lepidosauria, Squamata, Cordylidae.